Molecule: messenger RNA, 1443 nt
Organism: Knipowitschia caucasica
Lineage: Eukaryota; Metazoa; Chordata; Actinopteri; Gobiiformes; Gobiidae
Source: the annotation of a GenBank genome assembly
AUGGCGGGCAGAGUGUCUCUUUCAGAGGUAGACAUUUCAUGUCCAAUAUGCUGUGACGUCUUUAACAACCCGGUGGUACUCAAAUGCAGCCAUAGUUUCUGUGAGUCGUGCCUGCAGCAGCACUGGGCUCAGCACUGGAGCAGGCGGGACUGUCCCAUGUGCAGAGAGGUGAGCUCCGAGGAGCCUGUGCCCAGUCUUACCCUCAGGAACCUGUGUGAGGCCUACAUCCAGGACAGUGAAGAUGCUGAGGAGAGAGCAAGGGAGCUGAGUGACAACCAGGAGAUGUGCCUUUACCACGGGGAGAAGUUAAAACUGUUUUGUCUCGUGGACAAAGUGCCUAUUUGUGUCGUCUGUCACACCUCAAGGAAGCACAAGCAACAUGACUGCUGCCCUGUGAGCGAGGCCAUCACCGAUGUCAAGGAUACAAUGAAGUCCACCCUGGAGUCAUUGCUCGAGAAGAGGAGUAGGUUUGAACACAUGAAGAAGGUCUACGAGGACAGUGAGACACAUAUACAGUUUCAGGCACAACUGGUGGAGAGAAGAACACGCGAGGAGUUUCAAGUCCUGCAGAGUUUUUUGGAGGCGGAGGAGGCAGUGAGGGUAGAAUCUGUGAGGAGAGAACAAGAGCACAAGACUCAAGCCAUGAGGGAAAAAGCAACAGAAAUGUCCAGAAACAUACAGGCAAUAUCUGAGAGUAUCAGAUCCCUGGAGCAGCAGAUGGCUUUGGAUAACCUAUCCAUUCUUAAUAAUUCCAGAAGUACUCUUGAAAGAGCCACCAUUCCUUAUGAGGACUCGUGUAUGGCCCCAAGAGCACUCUUAGAUGUGGCAAAUUACAUGGGCUCCCUGAAAUAUCACAUAUGGAAGAAGAUGAGUGAAAUCAUUGACUACACCCCGGUGACCCUGGACCCCAACACUGCGGCUCCCUGGCUCAUAUUGUCAGACGACCUCACCAGUGUGCAUGACAGCGACAACAAACAGCAUCUCCCUGACAACCCGGAGCGCUUCGACCCUGACUCCGGGGUCCUGGGCUCCGUGGGUCUCACCACAGGCCAGCACGUGUGGGACGUCAGCGUGGGCACCAACACGGCAUGGGUGGUGGGCAUCGCCAAGCAGUCGGUCCAGAGGAAAGAGAAAGUAUCGUCUGUGCUGAAGAACGGUUACAUGUCCGUGUAUUUCUAUCACAAAAUGUACUUUGCCGGGACCUGCCCUCUAACAAGGCUCAACCUAAAAAGAAAUCUGGAAAGAAUAAGAGUGCUGUUAGAUUGUGAUAAAGGGAGAGUGUCUUUCUUCGACCCACACGACAACACUCAAAUCUACACAUUCAAGCAGGCCAUCACUGAAACGGUUUAUCCAUACUUUUGGGUGGGCUGCCAGCAAUGUCCUUUAAAGGUGGAACCUGUGUGUGUUUCUGUCAAAAUCCAAGAGCAAUAUCCUAAAGUGUGA